Messenger RNA from Aspergillus costaricaensis CBS 115574, 1059 nucleotides. RefSeq lists its product as uncharacterized. Lineage: Eukaryota; Fungi; Ascomycota; Eurotiomycetes; Eurotiales; Aspergillaceae. Bases 1 to 1059 code for a protein of 352 amino acids. The transcript is spliced from 5 exons. The record is from RefSeq and is a predicted model, not a curated record.
AUGGCGACCUCCCAGCCGGCCGUGCCUCCUGGCAGGCAGUCUCGUGGCUUCAGUUUGGGUGCAAAGUCGGAUCGGUCGCAACGGUCCAGCAAUUCCAGCAAAAGGCCCCAGAUAUCGGAAUCCUCAGACGAGAAACAUCGCCGCCAACUACAUUCCAAAGCCGAUCCCAUGGUUGCUAUGAGUGAAGCGCAACCUAAUUUGGUUGCUCUCGAGCAGUCGACGCUGGGUUCGUUACGGACCAUGCAGCAUAAAGAUCAGUAUGGAAAUAUUAUCACUGAUCCCGAUCUCUCUAACCCCACGCGCCCGCGGUUUGAACGUCCGCUUGAAACCAUCCGAUCUUUCGAGGCGGCAAUUUAUGGGACAUACAGCAGUAGGCCUGCUUCGUAUGUAAGGACAGAAUCGACUCCUGCAACUCCGGGGCCAGACCACAGUCGGCGGGGAAGCUACUUUGGAGCGCAAAACGGCCAUUCGCACCGGGGCCACUAUGAUCAGGGCGGCCAUUACAAUGGUCGCGGAGCCUAUUCGCGACCGGACAGCUAUGUCGAGAAUGGUAAUGGCCAGUCUGACAACUAUUACCCCUACAACCAGGGCGGCGGCCGACCGCGACCACGCCACCAUGCACGGAUGAACACCGACCAAAGUGGAUAUUCACAACACGGCUAUCACAAAUCAUAUGACAACAUGACCGCAGCGUCUGGCUCGGGCUCUGGCAGCAACACCGACGCUUACGGCAACUCCACCGACCCCAGCUCUGUGAACAGCUCCAUUGAUCAGUUCCAGCAGCAGCAACAACAGCAGCAGCAGAUGGCCGAAAACUAUGGGUUCCAAGGAUUUGGUGCCGGGCCUAAUCUGAACGGACAAGCUGGCGCUGGGGGACGGAUCAACUUUGGCAGCAAACCGCCGACGGCUGACCCCAACGCCGGUGGCCCUGUUGGCGGCGGUGCCGCCGUCGCUGCCACAGCCAACCGGCGCCAUCUCCGCAAGGCUACGAAUGACUCUGAAAUGAGCAACGACUCGAAGAAAAAGGGCUGGUUCAAGCGUCGUUUCAGCAAGAACUAG